GGGUGCUAUGGAAAAAAGAACACCAGCUUCCCCUGGCCCGAGGGAUAUUUUAAAAGGCCUUGGGUUUCCCGCCCUCCCAGACCUCGUGGGAGUCCCUGCUCUUCGACGAUUCCUGCCAAGAUACCUACGAUUUGCACUGCAGCCCUGAGCUUGAUCGACCUUCUCUGACGCUUGCUUUCACGUGUCCGCCUACCUCAAAAAGAAGCUCUUGGCUCUCGAUACAAAGAUCGCUGCUGUCCCUCGAAAAACACACACAAACACACGACCCUCGCAUCGCGCACACAAAGACACACAAACACGACCGCUGCAACAAUGGCCCCAACAAAGCAACAAUCAACCAGGCAGUUCGCCACGAGCUCGAGGGUCUUCCCUCCCUAUCUGCCGUACCUGCAAGCCCCCAAGACGCCGAGGGCCGCGAAGCUGAUCCCAUCGGCCGUCGCGCUAGCGGGGAUAGGCUACGGCGUGUCCAUGUACCGCCAGUCCCAGGCUGCAAAGCAGGCUCCCGGCCGCCGGCCCAGCGGCGCCGAGGACGAGGCCGAGCGGCGGCGCAGGACCGAGGAGCUGAUGACGGCCUACGGCGACCGGGACUCGCUCGAGUCGCUAGAGGAGGCGAUCCGGGUUUACGAGUCACAGCAGCGCCGCUGAGGCAUUGAUUGCUAUUUUGCUCUUUUUUGGGAGUUUGUUUUUCUUUUCCCUUUCCGCGGGAGGCACACUUUUUUUUCGCCAUCAUGCGUGGCGUGCGUGAUGAGGUGUCGCCCCCGAAAGCGUCCUGCAUAUUAUGGGUUCCCUUUCCUGUCGUCCGCAUCAGCUUGGCGUUUUUUGUCUCUUUAGCGUGAGGGGGUAUCGGUCGGGUUUGAGCUCGGUUUACGAGGAGUUAAUGGAGUUACGAGAAAGGAGGGGUCCCACCUUCCCGAGGGCGAUGAUCAUCAGGCCUGCAGCAUGCCCGCCGUGGGGGUUUGCCAGCACAGACAGGCCUCUGAUGCAAGCGCGGUGGUUUAGGCGCGCGAGGCGUAUCAUCUUUUUAGGACAAAAAAAAUCGCUCUAUGCUGUGUUUGGGUUUUUCUCGUGCUGAGAUUGACUGUCGCGCAA
This is a messenger RNA of Gaeumannomyces tritici R3-111a-1, 1089 nucleotides long. RefSeq lists its product as hypothetical. Lineage: Eukaryota; Fungi; Ascomycota; Sordariomycetes; Magnaporthales; Magnaporthaceae. The coding region runs from base 313 to 645 and encodes 110 amino acids. The transcript is spliced from 2 exons. The record is from RefSeq and is a predicted model, not a curated record.